Populus nigra (black poplar) is the source of this 1074-nucleotide messenger RNA. RefSeq names its product (+)-borneol dehydrogenase 1-like. The transcript is spliced from 2 exons. The coding region runs from base 1 to 1074 and encodes 357 amino acids. Lineage: Eukaryota; Viridiplantae; Streptophyta; Magnoliopsida; Malpighiales; Salicaceae. Gene Ontology annotation, molecular function: oxidoreductase activity. The record is from RefSeq and is a predicted model, not a curated record.
AUGUCGCUGCUGAUGGCGAAGAAGAUGGGUUUGUCUUGGCUCGCAGCUGGGGAGAAAGAUGGUCGGCCGAGAGAGGGGAAGCCUUUGGCGUGCGGCGGUCGAGGGUUGGUGUUGAUGGAGGAGCUGGGUCUGCUCGGGUUGGAUGAAGAGGGUCCGGCUGGAAGAGGAAAAAUGGUGGCUGAGCUGCUUGGUGAGGGAGAAGACCGAGGAAGGGAAGAUGAGCAUAAACGGGGUGAAGAAGAUGAAACAAAAAUCCAGCCCUGGGGGGAGACGUACUAUUUCAGAUUAGCAGGCAAGGUGUCAAUCAUAACCGGUGGCGCGAGCGGCAUAGGAGCAAGUGCAGUGCAACUUUUCCAUGAAAAUGGUGCUAAGGUCGUUCUUGCCGAUAUCCAAGACAACCUAGGCCAAGCCCUUGCUCAAAAACUUGGUGAAGAUGUUUGCUACAUCCACUGUGAUGUUUCAAACGAAGAUGAAGUUAGCAAUCUUGUAGACGCCACCGUUAAAAAACAUGGUAAGCUUGAUAUAAUGUAUAACAAUGCAGGCAUCCUCGGUCGUCCUUUAGGAAGCAUUUUGGACACCCCGAAAUCAGAUCUAGACCGCCUAAUUAGUGUAAACCUGGUAGGUUGUUUCCUUGGAGCCAAACAUGCAGCUAGGGUCAUGGUAAACCAAGGUCAGGGUUGCAUUUUAUUCACAGCCAGUGCUUGUACAGCUAUUGGUGGACUUGCAACUCCCGCUUAUGCAGUGACCAAACAUGGUAUCGUGGGGUUAGCGAAAAACUUAGCGGCUGAGUUAGGGCAGUAUGGUAUAAGAGUAAAUUGUGUUUCGCCUUAUGGAGUAGCAACCCCCAUGUAUGAGGGAUUUUCAGCAGAUACUGCGCCAAUGAUAGAAGAAUCACUGGAACAAAUGGGUAAUCUAAAGGGGAAAAUUCCCAAGGUGGAAGACAUGGCCAGGGCUGCACUAUACUUGGCUAGUGAUGAAGCAAAUUAUGUGAGUGGGAUGAAUCUUGUCGUGGAUGGUGGGUUCAGUGUUGUUAAUCCUACAAUGAUGAAAGCUUUGUACCCCGCUAAAUUAUAA